Molecule: messenger RNA, 2459 nt
Organism: Sceloporus undulatus (fence lizard)
Lineage: Eukaryota; Metazoa; Chordata; Lepidosauria; Squamata; Phrynosomatidae
Gene: VPS45
Product: vacuolar protein sorting 45 homolog
Exons: 15
Coding region: 117-1835 (572 amino acids)
Biological process (GO): intracellular protein transport; vesicle-mediated transport
Cellular component (GO): Golgi membrane
Source: RefSeq, a predicted model, not a curated record
ACUUCCGGGAGGAAGGGAGGAAAAACAAAAAAAUCCCCUCUUGCUUGCAUUUUGCAGCAAAAAUUUAGGUGCUUCUUGGUUAAGAGAAACCAAGCUGCCAAUAAAAUUGUGUCACAAUGAAUGUGGUUUUUGCAGUCAAGCAAUACAUCUCCAAGAUGAUUGAGGACAGUGGGGCUGGCAUGAAAGUUUUGCUGAUGGAUAAAGAAACGACCAGCAUUGUGAGCAUGGUAUACACUCAGUCGGAGAUCCUGCAGAAGGAGGUUUACCUCUUUGAGCGCAUCGAUUCCGCCAACCGGGAGAGCAUGAAGCACCUCAAGGCCAUCUGUUUCCUGCGGCCGACAAAGGAAAACGUAGACUACCUCAUGCAAGAGCUCCGUCGGCCAAAGUACAGCACCUACUUUAUCUAUUUCAGCAACGUGAUCAGCAAGAGCGACGUCAAGUCCUUGGCCGAGGCGGACGAACAAGAAGUUGUCGCUGAAGUCCAGGAAUUCUACGGGGACUACAUUGCCGUGAACCCCCAUGUCUUUUCUCUCAAUAUCCCUAUCUGCUGCCAGGGGCGCAGCUGGGACCCGGCCCAGUUGUCCAGGACCACGCAAGGCCUGACAGCGUUGCUUCUUUCCCUCAAGAAGUGCCCCAUGAUCCGAUACCAGCUCUCCUCAGAUUCGGCAAAGAGACUUGCAGAAUGUGUGAAGCAAGUCAUCACAAAAGAAUAUGAACUUUUUGACUUCCGCCGGACUGAAGUCCCUCCUUUGCUGUUGCUCCUUGACCGGUCAGAUGAUGCCGUCACUCCACUUUUGAACCAGUGGACAUACCAGGCCAUGGUGCAUGAGUUGUUGGGAAUUAACAACAACCGGAUCGACCUCUCUCGGGUGCCGGGGAUCAGCAAGGACCUGCGGGAAGUGGUUCUGUCGGCCGAUAACGAUGAGUUUUACGCCAACAAUAUGUACCUGAACUUUGCAGAAAUCGGGGCCAAUAUCAAGAACCUGAUGGAAGACUUCCAGAGGAAGAAGCCCAAAGAACAGCAGAAGCUGGAGUCGAUCGCAGACAUGAAAGCCUUUGUGGAGAACUACCCGCAGUUCAGGAAGAUGUCCGGCACCGUCUCCAAACACGUGACGGUGGUGGGGGAGCUUUCCAGGCUGGUCAGCGAACGCAACUUGAUGGAAGUGUCCGAGGUGGAGCAAGAGUUGGCGUGCCAGAAUGACCACUCCAGUGCCCUCCAGAACAUCCGGCGGCUUCUGCAGAACCCCAAAGUGACGGAGCUUGACGCCGUCCGCCUGGUGAUGCUUUACGCCUUGCGCUACGAACGCCACAGCAGCAACAGCCUCCCGGGUCUCAUGACAGAGCUGAAGAACCGAACCGUUUCGGAAAAACACCGCAAGCUGGUCUCUGCUGUUAUAGAAUAUGGGGGGAAGCGUGUUCGAGGGAGCGACCUCUUCAGCUCCAAGGAUGCCGUGGCCAUGACCAAACAGUUUCUCAAAGGGCUCAAGGGAGUUGAAAACGUCUAUACCCAGCAUCAGCCUCUUUUGCACGAAACUCUGGACCAGGUGAUCAAGGGGAAACUGAAAGACAACCUGUAUCCCUACCUGGGUGCAAGCACACUUCGGGACAGGCCACAAGACAUCAUUGUCUUCAUGAUCGGAGGGGCCACGUACGAAGAGGCCCUGGCGGUUUACAAUCUGAACCGUACCACCCCCGGAGUCCGGAUCGUGCUGGGUGGCACCGUUAUCCACAACACAAAAAGCUUCCUGGAAGAGGUUUCGUCGUCCGGCUUCCGCGGACGAGGCCUGGAGACGGUUCAAGGGACCAUGAGGACGUCCACGCGACGCGUGAACUGAUCCGUUGUCCUUCCCUGUGGUUUCUUCUUUGGACCAUUUUGGAGUGAUCCACAUCUGCUGUGUUUGUUGUAUCCAUUGCGUCCAAAGCGACUGCCUGGAGAGUAAUCAUGUCUCCCUUCUUGAAAUCUAGUUACCAUUCUGUUUAUCAUGCAUUUUUAUUUAUACUUCUGCAAGGGGCUGAAAGGGACCAACACGAGGGUCUACAGAAACAUUUACUCCAUACUUCCACAAGGUCUGGUUGAGAUGUCAAAACAAUGUCUCCCAUGUGGGAGAUCCCUUUACCUAUUUCCUCCCCGACUUCUGUCUGUCCUCAAGUUGCUCUUAAAUGGUUUAAUUCCCAAACUUUGUUGUCAUUUUAACUCCGUUACCAGCCUUGUGUUAUAAAUCCAGUUCCUCUAAAAGAAAAAAGCAAAGUUCUGCAAACUGUCAUUGUGAAAGGACCUCGUGGUUUUAUGGCAGACCACUUGUAUUCUUUUCAUUUCCAAUGGGGAAGUGAACUUGUGGGGAGGUUGAGCGGAAGCGGGUGAUUUGCAACAGUUGUUUUGCAUGAAAAAAGUGGGGAGAUAGGACUCAGAUGCUGAAAAAUCACGUUUAAUCAUUAAAAGACCAACAUGGUUCACCAUA